Messenger RNA from Myxocyprinus asiaticus (Chinese sucker), 3767 nucleotides. Its product is annotated as cAMP-dependent protein kinase catalytic subunit PRKX-like. Bases 528 to 1595 code for a protein of 355 amino acids. Gene Ontology annotation, molecular function: ATP binding; protein serine/threonine kinase activity. The transcript has 8 exons. Gene Ontology annotation, biological process: protein phosphorylation. The record is from RefSeq and is a predicted model, not a curated record. Lineage: Eukaryota; Metazoa; Chordata; Actinopteri; Cypriniformes; Catostomidae.
GCUGAGCGAUGUUUUUAAGGGAAAUGGGUUCAGGUUUCUAGAUUGAGACGGAAGGGGGAAGUUAAUAAUUUAAAUGCCUAUCACAUCUAGCAAAUCUACAUCAGAGGACCAGAAAACAACUUCCAGACACCAUCCUUGCUCCUGAAAAAUUCGACCGGAAAACCUCCUGUUUUCGUAAGACUUAGGUUUAAAUCCUUGAAUCCUGUCCACUCCUGUCUUUGUUAACGUGCAAUAGUUGCACCGGGACGUCCGUGAUAAACUAGAUAAUCAGUGACAUUUCAAUUAACAUGAAUUGUUUAAUAUGUUAAUGACUUGCUGUUUACUAGUGUUUUCUUACCUGACAAUAUCUGGUUAUCAUAUCGGAGAGUCACGGUCUCAUUUGUACGAACAAAGGAGAUGGUAGCUUGACCGAAACAGAUCAAUGUGUAUAAUAUCGAUAGCUCGUUUUCCAAAAGGGGAGAGAUUUAACUUUAUAUAUAGAAGAUAUAAAUUACUGUGGCUAGAAAUAGGAAAACACACAGAAGAAGAUGGCAACAACAAAAGGCAAAGCUGGAAUAAAUAAUGAAAGCAGUUCUGGUCGGGAUUGUGGCAGGACAGACGCAGGCAGUUCCACCGCAGGGGCCGCAUCCCUGACCACCCACAGGACCUACAGUCUAGACGACCUGGACACUAUUGCCACUGUUGGUACAGGAACCUUCGGAAGGGUUUUUCUGGUGAAGGACAAAAAAACAAGAGGUUUCUUUGCUCUGAAGGCGAUGAAGAUUCCUGAGGUAAUCCGUCUGAAACAGGAACAACAUGUCCAUAAUGAGAAAGAGGUUUUGACAGAGGUGAACCAUCCUUUCCUCGUCAGACUGUUCUGGACGCACCAUGAUGAUCGCUUCCUGUACAUGCUGAUGGAAUACGUUAAUGGCGGUGAACUCUUCAGAUAUUUACGCAGCCGAGGACGAUUCAGUAACAACACUGGACUAUUUUAUUCAGCGGAAAUUGUGUGUGCCAUUGAGUACCUUCACUCUAAAGAAAUCGUCUACAGAGACCUGAAACCAGAGAAUAUCCUGCUGGACAGUGAGGGGCACAUUCGCCUGACAGAUUUUGGCUUUGCUAAAAAGCUCUCAGAAAGGACAUGGACUUUGUGUGGUACUCCUGAGUAUUUGGCUCCAGAAGUCAUCCAGAGUAAAGGUCAUGGGCGAGCAGUCGACUGGUGGGCUCUGGGUGUGCUCAUCUUUGAAAUGCUAGCAGGGUAUCCUCCAUUUUUUGAUGAUAAUCCAUUUGGCAUCUACCAGAAGAUUCUGGCAGGAAAGCUGGAUUUUCCGCGGCAUCUGGAUUUCUAUGUAAAGGACCUAAUUAAGAAGUUUCUGGUGAUUGACCGGGCAAGAAGGCUUGGGAACAUGAAGAAUGGAGCAGAUGAUGUGAAAAAGCACAGAUGGUUUAAGUCUAUAGACUGGGAGUUUGUGCCCUGUAGAAGACUCAAGCCACCUAUUCUUCCAAAGGUAUCUCACGAAGGUGACACAUCAAACUUUGAUACCUAUCCUGAGGAUGAGUGGAAGAAGGACAUGCCAGUACCAUCUAAGGAUCUGGAAAUUUUCAAGAACUUCUGAAAGGAUUUUCUUAAUGAGUAAAAAUACAAGGCUGGAAAAAAAUGAAAAAGAGCUGAAGUUUUAAGUUAAAGGUCAUGGUUUCAUCAAUAUAGGCAUGUGUUGCCUGCUUCAGUGUCUGCUAAAUAAUGAAUAACUUCAUUUUUUCUAUUUAUAUUAUGCAAAUAUAAUGUUUUUAAAUAUCAAGUUUAAAUCAGCAAUAACAAGGUUCUGUUCGAGGUUCCUUGUGGUGGGUCAAGACAAUGUCUUUGCUUACCUGAAGUGUAUGGUCAUGUUUUUGUGAUGAUUUUAUAGCUUGAAAAGCUUACUGAAUCAGUGCUUUUAGCCUGACUAUUUUUGUUUCUUCUAGAAAAUAUUAUUUAUCUGAACUUGUUUUGUUGAUCCCCAAUCUUUUUACCACAUAAAACUCUUACAGUAUGUCUCUUUAUAUAUCAAAACUUAAGAAUCCAAAGAGCUUUCGAACAGAUUCCUGCCAGGAUCUUGGACUCAGAAUGCUAGGUAAAGUAGAGGUAGCGCCUACCUAAUCAAGAUUUACCUCACAAAACGUAUUGAUUACUUCAAUGAAUCAGCAUUAAUGUUUGGUUUUGGUUCAAAAACGUUGUCUGUUGUUCUGUAAGAUGCAUCUCGUUAAGUAUGCAUUUUCUAGUUGGUUAAAAUGCUUAAACACUUCAGAUUUAUUAAACCGGUGCUUGUCUACGGUUGCCUUGCAUUGAUAAUGGGAUAAUUCAGCACACAGUUUACAUUAUUUAGUAUGAUGUAAUGGAAUUUAAAGGGAUAGUUCACCAUAAAUGAAAAUUAUCUCAUCAUUUACUCACCCUCUUGCCAUUCCAGAUAUGUAUGCCUUUCUUUCUUCUGCAGAACACAAACAAAGAUUUUGAAAAUAAUAUUUCUGCUCUGUAGGUCCAUACAAUGCAAGGGAAAGAGUACCAAACCUUUGAAGCUUCAAAAACACAUAAAGGCAGCAUAAAAAUAAUCCACAAGACUCCAGUGGUUAAAUCCAUAUCUUCAGAAGCGAUAUGAUAGGUGUGGGUGAGAAACAGAUCAAUAUUUAAGUCCUUUUUUACUAUCAAUCUCCACUUUCACAUUCUUCUUCAUUUGUGUAUGGUGAUUCACAUUCUUCAUGCAUAUCGCCAACUAUGGGCAGGGAGGAGAAUUUAUAGUAAAAAAGGACAUAAAUAUUGAUCUGUUUCUCACUCACACCUAUCAUAUCGCUUCUGAAGACAUGGAUUAAACAAAUGGAGUCUUAUAGAUUAGUUUUAUGCUGCCUUUAUGUGCUUUUUGAUGCUUCAAAAUUCACCAUUCACAUGCGUUGUGAGGAUCUACAUAGCUGAGAUGUUUUCUAAAAAAUCUUAGUUUUUGUUCAGCAGUAGACAGAAAGUCAUACACAUCUGGGAUGGCAUGAGGGUGAGUAAAUGAUGAGAGAAUUUUCAUUUUUGGGUGAACUAUUCCUUUAAAACAUGUGAAAUUUUUUUGGCAUAUUCAAAGCUUUGUGUAAAGGGAUGAGAACUGAAUAUUGCGUGAAAUGCUUUAAAAUUGUUGCACCCGUGUUUUCGUUGUGUAUGUUUAAACCAAUUCUUCCUCUUUCCUAACCGCUCUCAUUUUCCUGACUGUGUUUGUCUGAAUCAGUGAUAUAACAUUGUAAUUUGUCUACUGAAAUUCAUUUCUUUGGGGUAAUUUCUUUAAAAUAUGGCUUUGUUAGAACACUGUUGAUUUUAAAUUGCAGAUGCAAUUUAAUACUAAGGAAACCAUCUUGCAGAUUUCAUAUGGACUAGUAUGAUCCUUUAAAGCUGAUGCAUUGUCUGUCUUUUAUCAUCUACAGUCAGUGGUACAUGUAAAGAUUUUUUUUGUGGGAGUUUUUUUCUGAUGUUUGUGUCGUAUCCUGUAUGAAUAAUUUUGCUGUAUUCUCAAUUUUUAGAUUUUUUUUUUUUUUUUUUUUUUUACUGUUUUGAGAAAAUAUAUUUUAUAUAAUUUGCAACAGCAAAAACGGAAAUGAAGUUCUAUGAACUUACAAAUCGACACAAACCUAGCAUAGGAUUUUUAUACUGAUUUUUAAUUUUACUUUUUAGUUUAUUAGUAGGCACCUUUCCUUUCUGAACAUUGAUAGUAUUUAAGAUUGUACAAGUGCAGUCUUCCCUGUAACCAUGAAAAUAAAUGGAACUUUCCAUGUGGGCAAAA